Messenger RNA from Triplophysa rosa, 3306 nucleotides. RefSeq lists its product as uncharacterized. The transcript is spliced from 3 exons. The coding region runs from base 1358 to 3055 and encodes 565 amino acids. Lineage: Eukaryota; Metazoa; Chordata; Actinopteri; Cypriniformes; Nemacheilidae. The record is from RefSeq and is a predicted model, not a curated record.
ACACCCACAGUGUUUAUAUAAUCCACACUGGAUUAUAUAAUCACUGUGAGUGUUAAUUUGACCUUUUUUAACACGGGUGAUUUUGCUGUGUGCAAGAUGUGAAUGAGCUUUGUUCAUUUAGAAAGACUGGUUAAUACGCCCUUUUCACAAUGACGUCACUUAACUUCCGCCUUUUUGCAAAGCAGUGUAUCAUAACAUCCGUCUUGAAACAAACAAGAAGAAGAAGAAGAAGAAAAAGAAGAAGAACUUCCAUUUUGCCGUCGCGCUGGAAUUUAACAACAGUGAGAAAAAAACUGACAGAACACUUAUUCAAGUACUUAUCCUAGCACCUUCGCUAAUACAAAAAGAAAACAAAACACUUACCUUCAUAAUCAAACAGGUACUGUUCAACGAAGAAUUUGUAUCCUUUCUCUAGCUUUGAUCUUGUCGUUAGCGAAAAUUUGUCUGCAAGACGUUGUACAUCAUCUAGACGUAUUUGUGGCAGAUGUCCAAGCCACUUGGUAAACUCCGUUCUGAGGCGCUAGCGGAAGUAACUUCUUCUUCUUGAGUUUUACUGGCGGUUGGCAAAUCAGCUUAUAGGUGCAUUACCGCCACCUUAUGAACUGGAGUGCUAGCGGAAGUAAUGAUACACUGCUUCACGGCAGAACGGAAGAUGCGUGACGUCAUGUGAAAAGGGCGUAUUCAGUUGGCUAUUGUGGGCUGAAAAGUUGAUAAAAAAUGAUAAAAUUGCUUUAUUUGAUGAUAAUAAAAAAAUUAUGUUUGGUUGAAUAAAAGUAAUGUUUUAUAUAACUUAAUAAUUGUCAUUUUUAUCUAAUUUUAUUAGAAUUUUUAAUAUGUCACUCUGGUUAAGCCACGUAAAGGUACGGUAGGCCUAUGUAUGUGUACAAGAUCAGGAUGGCACCACCUCCGCCUCAUUUUGAGCCAGGAAAAACCCUGGUAAUUGAAUUUUGAAUAAAAUUGGAUAAAAAUAGAAAAUUAGAAAAAAGAAAAGUAGAAAAAGCAUAAAUGCCAAUGUGAGAUUUGAACCUAGGGCAUUCCAUUUCAGAAAGUGACAAACAUAUGCCUAACCUGGCCACUUUAGGUUUGAUGCACAAAAUCGUUCCUUUCGUGCACCCUUUUGAGCUGUCCAAUAUUUGAGCAGGUUUGUGUGUUAACGUGGGUAAAUUUACAUAUUUUUACUUUAUAAAUACUUAUUAGGGCUGGUUAAUUUAUUAUAAUUUGUGUGCAUAUUUUAUGCAGGCACAAGCUGCAAGGCUUAUUUUACUCUGUAUCUGACCUAUAGAUGGCUUGUUCACCCCAAUGAAAGGUCCACGUUAUUGAGGACAAUGAGUUCAUAAUCCUCCUGCUUUCUUUCCCCAUGCUCAAGCACGACACAGACUUCUCAGAUUUGCUGUGGCUCAACUCGGCCACUAGGACUCACCUCCAAGCAGUCACUAGCGAAUGGCUAUCUCUCACACUGGGUGUCUCCACCUCAUACCCAUUGUCUGCCCGCAGCAGUCCAGUUCCUCCCACCCCUCCUCCUUUACCCAUCAGCCUACAUUGCACAAGCCCUCAACCCCCUGCCCUACCUGUGAGGAAGUUCACUCCAUCACCACAAAACCCCUCCUCAAAAUAUUCCCCUGUACAGAGCCAAAGACCAAUCACAGAGUCCUCAGAAAUGUAUCUAUAUUCCAAUGAACACUACAGGCAUAGCCUUACAGCUCGAGAUAUAACUGAAGCUUUUGGUUCACCUCAGAAACUGAUCUCAAAUCAUAAUCAGGAGCGAAAGAUGCCUCGUGGUAAAAAUCUGUUAGGUGAUUUGUGUGCAAAGGAGACAUUUUUUAGACACUAUGACCCAUCGAGCGAGCCUGAUCCAUAUGACCAGCUUAAGUUUCUUACAUGUCAGCUUCACAAUGAGCUUGAAGUCAGAUUCGCCAACCAAUCAACAAAUAAAGGCAAACAAGAGGUAUUACUGGAUUGGCCGGUAUGCGAUGAGGCUCCGUCUGUGCGUCCCAACCAAGAAUAUGAAAAUAAAGAUCAUGAGAUCUACAAGAAAAAAGCUGAGGAGCAGUGUUCAGUCAUUUUGAGUGAGAUGUCAACCUUUCAUGGUCCAGUAGCUGAGAUAGAUUGGGAGAGACUUCCCGAGUUGUACAUACGGGAAGAAGAUGAUGAAAUAAUCCACAGAUCAGAGGCUGGCUCCUCAUAUGUUGCACAGCACAGUUGCUUCACCUCCUCCAAUUCCCCCACUCAUAAUUCCUCUCUUACUCUUUCCACUAGUUUUUCUCAACACAUUGAAUCAUCCAUCUCUACUCUUCACUCCUCAUCUCUGCCUGCUGUAAAAGCCAUUCUAUGUGCAUCACCCCCUUCAUCUCCUCUUGCUACAUCUCUUUCUUUGGUACCCAUUGCUUCCUCCACCCUUCCAUCCUCCUCUUUACCCUCCCCUUCAGACUCUCCUCUGCCUCUUUUAUCUCAUUCCUCUCCCCCUACUUCACCUCCUCUGUCUCCUUUAAACUCUCCAUCCCCACAUCCUUCUUCACCUCCUGCAUUAACCCUUAACAUGUCUUAUUCUCCACCUUCCUCUCCACCCCUCCUUCUUUCUUCUGUCCAUCCUCAACCUUGCUCACCUCAAAUCCCCACCUCCAGCUCUGCUCUUCCCCAUAUCUCUCCAAGUCCUCCGUCUCCUCCUUUAUCUCCAAUUCCUUCGUCUCAUCCUCCUCUUUAUUCUUCCUGCCAGCCUCUCCUACCAACCAUCCCCGCUUCCCCACCCUCUUCUCCCUCUCCUCCUCCAUCCUUACCCCAAUCUUCCUCAGAUCACACUCAAUCCUCUGAGAUUCUACCACCUCCUUCAUCGGCUCCACAUUGUGUUGCUUCUUCUCCUCACUCCUCUGCACAGUCCUCUUUUCUUCCUCUCUCCCCUCGUUCACAGCCUCGCUCUCCUAAGAUCAAGACGGUUUAUAACCAAGAUGUGGUGGUUGAUGGUAAGCCGCCACGUAGCCCCAUUUCCACCAGGAGGCGCUGUUUAUCUCCCAGUUUAUCACCCAGUAGAGCACGGCGGGUAGGAUGGAGUGUGCUGUGACACUAGCAGCAGUGCAGGCUGGGAAAUUGAGUUCAUUCUAAUCCUUCAUACUGUAGUUCUCUGGUGCCCGCAUCAUGGAUGGAUUUCCUCUAACACUUCGGGUCUUCUAAAAGCUCCGUGAUGACAAACACUCACAGAAUGACGUCCUGUUGGAUUUGGUGUGAUAUACUGACCCACCAAAGCAUUAUGUGUACAAUGUACUGAUUCUUCCUCUCUCUUCUUUUCUCUUGCUCUCUCUCUAUAACCCUAGA